Messenger RNA from Peromyscus eremicus (cactus mouse), 1473 nucleotides. RefSeq names its product SP110 nuclear body protein (gene Sp110). Gene Ontology annotation, cellular component: nucleus. Gene Ontology annotation, molecular function: DNA-binding transcription factor activity, RNA polymerase II-specific; DNA binding. Lineage: Eukaryota; Metazoa; Chordata; Mammalia; Rodentia; Cricetidae. Gene Ontology annotation, biological process: regulation of transcription by RNA polymerase II. The record is from RefSeq and is a predicted model, not a curated record.
GCCUCUUUCCCUAGGAUGUUCACUGUGCCCAAGGCCUUGGAAAGGGCUCUUCUGCAGCACUUCGUAUGCAAGAAGCUGGACAUCGCCUAUGCCAUCAACAAGCCAUUCCCCUUCUUCGAAGCCCUCCGAGACAACUCCUUCAUCACUGACAGAGUAUACAAGGAAUCUCUGGAGGCCUGUCAAAAUCUGGUCCCUCUAUCCAAAGUGGUGCACAAUGUCCUCAACAGUCUGGAACGGACUUUCUGCCUAUCGAUGCUGGUGACGCUGUUCAGCCCGGUCAACCUACAUGAAUACCCCAGCCUGUCAGCAAUUUCCAGAAGUUUCAAAAACGUUGUUACUGCCUAUGGAGGGAAUAAGAGACCUGCACAGACUGUACUCAAAGCCUCAACUAACCCAGCAGAAGGAUGCUCCUUCCAGACUCUGCAGCCACUGCCCCCACCCCAACUAUCUUCACCAAGUCAUCUAUCCUCGGCACCAAGAUUCUGUGAGCCCCGAGCAUCCUCACAGCAAAUCAUUGAGAUCCUAGAUGAGCAGUCCAGCCCUUCUCACCCAGCUGUGCCUCCGCCUGGCUUCAUUCAGAAAGGAAAGACCACUCCAGCAUCCUCCAGGGAUCCUCAGAGAAAUGAUAAAGACGACUCCCCAGAGAUGCCCCAGAGUCCCUCAGGCCCCAUGCCAGUGAUCAAAGACAGCUUAACCCCCGAGACUAAGGAAGAAGAAGACUCAGGAGGGCAGCCUCCGGGUUCCCCUGGCACUGUGCAAGUGGUAAAAGACGAUUCUCCAGCACCAAAUGACCAGGAAAUGCCCCAGAAAGCACCCAGCACACCUGCAAACAAGAAAGCAAAGAAAAGGAAAGGAUGCAUCUGGUCAGCUCCCAAAAGAAGAUGUCCAAAAAAAAGACUCCCACAAGGGGUAGCCUCACCUGGACAUGGAGUCCAAAAGAAGCCCAAAGUGGUGGGUCAGAGGAUUCAGAGGAAGGAUGACUCAACCAGGAACUUGGAGAUGGUGACCAGGGCUCAGAAGGCGAGGACUAAACGUGCUCAGACAUCCAGAUCACAGGAGAUCAGCAAUGGGGCUUCAAAAACAAAUGGAAGAAAGAAGCCUCAGAAGAUGCCCAGCAAACCACCAAGAACCACACAAGGAAAGCCCAAGGAUGACACUGAAGAUUUUCUCUCUCCUACACUUCCCGUGACCUGUGGUAAGGCCAAAGGGAUUUUGUUCAAGGAGAAAAUGAAACAAGGAACCUCAGAAAAAUGCAUUCAGAAUGAGGCAGGGGAUUGGUUCACUCCAAAGGAAUUUUUAAUUGAAGGAGAGAGGGCCAAGUCAAAAGACUGGAAGAAGACUAUACGGUGCAAGGCAAAGACAUUAAGAUUCCUGGAGAAGGACGUCCUCUUGUUCAUCCAGAUCGCUGCUGUACUGAGCACAGAACAGUGGGAGACAGGAGCCGAAGUUCCUAGCUGUGGCUCUCUGGGUUAG